Belonocnema kinseyi is the source of this 1090-nucleotide messenger RNA. RefSeq names its product RING finger protein 212B-like. The coding region runs from base 142 to 888 and encodes 248 amino acids. The record is from RefSeq and is a predicted model, not a curated record. The transcript is spliced from 4 exons. NCBI's taxonomy places the organism in Eukaryota, Metazoa, Arthropoda, Insecta, Hymenoptera, Cynipidae.
AAUUUAAACGUGUUUUUGCUUGUAUUAAUAUAAACAAACGAAACGCUGCUCGUCGCGAUCGGUGCACCAAUUUUUUGUGUUUCUGUGAUUUAUAUUGAUUUAUAAUCCGGGUUGCGUUGUUUUUGUGGAAAUUAGUUAAUUAUGGAGUCAAAGGAUGAUGCACCAAAAAAUUGGCUAAGAUGUAAUCUUUGCUUUUGCCUAAUGUGCAAAUCCAAAGAUCCUUUCUCCCUCAUGUUUUGCGACCACAUUUUCUGCAAAAACUGUAUUGGAAAAGCAAGAAAGCAAUGCCCUCAAUGCAAAACUGAAAACGCUCCGUCAAUGGUUCUUCAAGAACCACUAAAGCCAAAAAUAAAACACUGUUUUGAAUCUAAGGAACAACUUUCUGAAAAAUUGAGACAAGCGACUCUCUUUCACGAAAUGCAACGCGCUUUGAACUGCAAACGUCUCAAUGUCCUCGAGAAAAAGUACGCUCUUGUUAAAAGGGAAUACUAUAGAAAAGCGAAGGAGGUCGAGAUUCUGAAGGAAAAGUAUGAAAAUUUGUUGAAGAUUGAUCAAAAUCUUCACAAACAUGUUGAGGAAUUUGAAUCGAAAAAAACGAGUCAUUCGCAAAAAACCAGUUUUAUGACUCCAAUUUCAAGUGUUUCUUCGAUUAUUGGCAGUUCUCAAAGCAUCAGUUCCUGCAGUUCUGUGAGAACUCGAAGCCAGUCCUCGAUACCGGAACAUCUUCUGCAGGCAAGUUCCAAAUCUUGCAAAAAAUCCCAGAUUUGUCUGAAUUUGCAGAAAGUCUUCAAGUGCCAGAAAUACUUCGAGAAGAGCUCCAAUCUUCUCCAAUUACACUCUCAGCUCCAACUUAAUUUAAAUUACAAAACAACCCAUUACAUGGCCUAAAAACCAUUUUCUCUUUCAUUUUUAUAUCAAUUUUCUCAUUUUAAAAUUCAAAGUUUAUAAAUUAUUAUUCUUAAUUAUUUAUUAAAAAAAAAAAAAAUGGUUUUCUAAUUUGUUAUCUUUAAUCAUAAAGAGUACCAGAGAUAUAAUUUAAUUUACCCAUUUUCAGUAAAUCGGUCAUUUUAAUUUAAUAAAUAAAUUGUUA